UUGUUUCAGAAAAUGCCAAGAUGGUGAAACUAGUUUUAUUACUCUUGACGGUUUGUGUUCCUUGUGUUCUUUUCCAGGGUGAAUCAUGUCCAGCUGAACCUAUCUCCAGUGGGAAAGAUGAAAGUUGUGGAUGCUCCAAGAGCAGAGAGCACAGCGGAGAUAAACCUGAGCCUCUCAAGGUUUCUGGAGAAAGGGUUCGAAAGAAUGGUUCUCCGGACCUUAGCAACAUGGUCUUGAUCAAAUCCAACACUUUUACAAUGGGAACAGAUCAGCCGGUUUUCCCUGCCGACGGAGAAAUGCCGGGUCGGACAGUUCGUCUGGAUUCUUACUACCUGGACAUUCUAGAAGUUUCCAAUAAUAAUUUCGCGGAUUUUGUUAAAGAUACGAAGUACGUCACUGAAGCUGAGACUUUUGGGAACUCAUUCGUCGCGGAUUUCUAUUUGAGUGAAGAGGUGAAGGCUGGGAUAAGUCAGGCGGUGGCUGGAGCUCCCUGGUGGUUACCGGUAGAUGGAGCUAACUGGAGACAUCCUGAGGGGGCAGGAUCCGAUAUCUCUACCAGAGGAAAUCAUCCUGUCAUCCAUGUAUCUUGGAAUGAUGCUGUGCAGUACUGCGCAUGGGCCGGUAAGCGUCUGCCUACAGAGGCUGAAUGGGAGAUGGGUUGCAAGAACGGAAAGAAAACCCGUCUCUUCCCUUGGGGAAACAAGUGGAGGCCAAAGGAUCAGUUUUACGCCAAUACCUGGACCGGCGAGUUUCCGGUCGAGGAUACCGGCGAGGACGGAUUUGCCGGAACCUCGCCGGUGGAGUCCUUUCCAGUGAUGGAGAACGGAUUAAAGAACAUGAUCGGGAAUGUGUGGGAGUGGACGUCAGACUGGUGGGAGACCCAGCACAGCGCAGAGGCUGCAGUCAACCCGACCGGUCCUCGAGCUGGGACUGAUAAAGUGAAGAAAGGAGGAAGUUUUAUGUGCCAUGAAAGUUAUUGUUACAGAUACCGUUGUGAUGCUAGAUCUCAGAAUACUCCGGACUCGAGUGCGCACAAUCUAGGGUUUAGAUGUGCAGCAGAUUUUGUUACUUCUUCACCUUAAAUCCAGUGUUAUGUUAAAAAAUAAUUUUUUUUAGAUAUUUAGUUUUUUACACAUUUUUUUACCAUUUUGAUUUAACUUUUUAGUAUUUUCAGUAAUAUACUGUGGUCAAACAAAACAAAUUGAAUUUAAACUCAAAUUAGGAUCACAUUUUUAUGAGCCUUCAACCUUAGUUAAUUCUUAUGCUACCUGUGAUAUUAAAUAGUUAAACUUGCAUAUAUUUUAUACUUGUAUACUGCAAUCAAUAUAAUUUAUGUUAUAUUCUAAAAUGAUAAAUCUAUAAUUUAAAGUUGAUCACCUCUUGAUUCACUAAUCCAACCUUGAUCAACUGUUAAAACAUUUGCUUUGAAAGCUUUUCCUACAAAUGCAACUUUCAAGCACUUAUUAUGGGUUACAUCUAUAUAUCAUUUUCCUCAUUUUGCCUUUAUUUAGAAGUACCCCCCAAAUCAUGAAGAAAUUUAGUCUACCACGAUACUGUUUGAUACAUGUUUAAACCUCUAUUUUAAUAUGAAAACAAAUAUAGAUGCUCGUGAUUUUAA
Molecule: messenger RNA, 1618 nt
Organism: Eurytemora carolleeae
Lineage: Eukaryota; Metazoa; Arthropoda; Copepoda; Calanoida; Temoridae
Product: sulfatase-modifying factor 1
Exons: 4
Coding region: 21-1082 (353 amino acids)
Cellular component (GO): endoplasmic reticulum
Source: RefSeq, a predicted model, not a curated record